Magnolia sinica is the source of this 1960-nucleotide messenger RNA. Its product is annotated as protein DETOXIFICATION 40-like. The record is from RefSeq and is a predicted model, not a curated record. The coding region runs from base 80 to 1624 and encodes 514 amino acids. The transcript has 7 exons. Lineage: Eukaryota; Viridiplantae; Streptophyta; Magnoliopsida; Magnoliales; Magnoliaceae. Gene Ontology annotation, cellular component: membrane. Gene Ontology annotation, molecular function: antiporter activity; xenobiotic transmembrane transporter activity. Gene Ontology annotation, biological process: xenobiotic detoxification by transmembrane export across the plasma membrane.
AAUCGCCAACUAACAAAUUCCCUCCCUACCUUCAUAUAAAACCAUUGAUAUUUCCUUGACACUCUCAGCACUCCACCACAUGGAUUCUUCAUCAGAAAAGCUCCAUCAAGCCCUGCUGACUACGAAUGACCCACCAUCACCUUCAUCACCGACAUCUCCGUUGUUACUGAACAAUGAUCACCGACAAAAUCAUCGGCUUGAAAGCAUCCUAUCAGACACCCAAGUACCAUACCUCAACCGUCUCGGCUCCGCCGCCGUCGUAGAACUAAAGCUCUUGUUCUACCUCGCUGCCCCGGCGGUUACUGUGUACAUGAUCAAUUACGUGAUGUCCAUGUCCACACAGAUCUUCUCUGGCCAUCUUGGUAACCUUGAGCUGGCUGCAGCCUCUCUCGGCAACACUGGCAUCCAAGUCUUCGCCUAUGGCCUUAUGCUGGGAAUGGGAAGUGCGGUCGAGACCCUAUGCGGCCAGGCCUAUGGAGCCCGCAAGUACAACAUGUUAGGCAUCUACCUUCAAAGAUCGACCAUUCUCCUAAUGGCCACUGCAGUCCCACUUACCAUAAUAUACAUUUUCUCGAAGUCCAUUUUAAUACUCCUCGGGGAGUCCUCUACGAUUGCCUCUGCUGCAGCAAUCUUCGUCUAUGGCCUCAUACCUCAGAUAUACGCGUACGCUGCCAACUUCCCUAUACAGAAGUUUUUGCAAGCUCAGAGUAUUAUCGCCCCGAGUGCCUAUAUCUCGACUGGGACACUAGCCAUACACCUCCUCUUUAGCUGGCUGGUGGUGUAUAAGAUCGGCCUUGGGUUGUUCGGUGCGUCCUUUUUAUUAAGCCUCUCAUGGUGGAUCGUGGUUGUUGCCCAGUUCGUGUAUAUAUUAAAGAGUCAGCGGUGCAAGUACACAUGGACAGGUUUUUCGCUGCAGGCAUUUUCGGGGCUGCCUGAGUUCUUGAAAUUGUCUGUGGCAUCAGCGGUGAUGUUGUGCUUGGAGGCAUGGUAUUUUCAGAUACUGGUGUUGCUGGCCGGGCUGCUGAAGAAUUCAGAGCUGGCCUUGGAUUCUCUCUCUAUAUGCCUGACAAUCAACGGCUGGGUUUUUAUGAUUUCCGUUGGAUUCAAUGCAGCUGCAAGUGUGCGAGUGAGCAAUGAGUUAGGUGCGAGGAAUCCCAAGUCAGCAUCAUUCUCCGUCAUGAUUGUAACCUUAACUGCUUUCAUAAUUUCCGUAAUAGUAGCUUUAGUCGUCCUAUCUCUACGCGAUGUCAUCAGCUAUGCCUUCACAGAAGGAGAAGCCGUAGCAAAUGCAGUAUCGGAUCUUUGUCCAUUGCUUUGCAUCACUCUCAUCCUCAACGGUGUCCAACCCGUCUUGUCUGGUGUUGCUGUCGGCUGUGGAUGGCAAACAUUCGUGGCUUACGUAAAUGUGGGAUGCUAUUACAUAAUCGGGAUUCCAUUAGGUGCGCUGCUCGGCUUCAAGUUUGACCUCGGAGCAAAGGGAAUAUGGACGGGGAUGAUAGGUGGUACCGUGAUGCAAACCCUCAUCUUAUUGUGGGUCACAUUCCGAGCAGAUUGGAAUAAAGAGGUUGAGGCUGCUAUAAAACGCUUGGAUAAGUGGCACGAUGAUACUCUUACGAAGAACUGAAGAUGAAGAUGGUCCUUAUACUUUCAUUUCUUUCCUAUAAAAAUAAACGCAAACGAUUGGAGGGGGAUCACUAUUUGAUCUCGGUAGCUGUCGCAUCUCUCUCUCAAUCUCAGCUGGGUUGAAUCACUCCCAAAACACACGUAAAUUCCAAAGAAUUUAAGCAAGGCAGAAUUCACAACGUACGGCCACUUCUGGAUCACCUAACUUGUAGGGUGUACGUAGAAUGAAUGAUCUAAUUCCAACCUUCCACUAGGCACAGUUGAUUCCAUCAUUGGUUAUCAUCUCAUCCUGCAUUUCCGAGUGAGCUUACAUAGGUUAAUAUCUAUAUCCUUUGUU